Messenger RNA from Drosophila subpulchrella, 669 nucleotides. Its product is annotated as dopamine N-acetyltransferase-like. The transcript has a single exon. Lineage: Eukaryota; Metazoa; Arthropoda; Insecta; Diptera; Drosophilidae. The record is from RefSeq and is a predicted model, not a curated record. Gene Ontology annotation, molecular function: N-acetyltransferase activity. The coding region runs from base 1 to 669 and encodes 222 amino acids.
AUGAUACUCAGUCAACUAAACGGCAUAACAAUACGAAUAAUGAAGGAGAGCGACUACGGAAUCGUGAAACCUUUCAUGAGGGAUUACUUCCAUUACGACGAGCCAAUGGGCAUAGGCCUCCAAGAGCCAAUUCAUCUGCAGAAUGAGGCGGAGGUCGACAAGGAAUACCUGUCGGUUAUCAAGCAAGGUCUCUCCAUAGUGGUAUUCGAUGAAAACAACAAAAAUCUUCUGGUUGGCAUUGCCGUGGCCGAGAAAAUGGACCCCAAAAUAAUGGAGAAACAACACAAGGAAGCCGAGGAAAUGGAGCCAAACGCCUUGGGUCGAAGCCGGAAGAUGGUAGCCAAAGUGGAGCGGGAUGCCAACAUCUUCGAGCGCUGCGGUGUCUCCACAUACAUGAGUUUAAUAGCCAUCUCCGUACACGCCUCGAUGAGGGGAAAGGGUCUAUUGGCCCAACUUAGCAUGUGCCUGCUGAACCUUGGUCGCUCUCGGGGAUUCCCCCUAUUUAUUGGCUGCAGCAGCAGUUACUACUCGGCUCGGACGGCCAUGAACCAAGGACUCGAGUGCAUCCACUCACAGGCAUAUGCCGACUACAAGGACGAGCAGGGUCGUCCAGUAUUUAAUCCACCAGCUCCACAUACCCAUAUGCGGGUCGUGGCUGCCAAGCUCUGA